Calypte anna (Anna's hummingbird) is the source of this 3849-nucleotide messenger RNA. RefSeq names its product EPH receptor B2 (gene EPHB2). The record is from RefSeq and is a predicted model, not a curated record. Gene Ontology annotation, cellular component: plasma membrane; neuron projection. Gene Ontology annotation, molecular function: protein binding; ATP binding; transmembrane-ephrin receptor activity. Bases 167 to 3154 code for a protein of 995 amino acids. NCBI's taxonomy places the organism in Eukaryota, Metazoa, Chordata, Aves, Apodiformes, Trochilidae. The transcript is spliced from 16 exons. Gene Ontology annotation, biological process: angiogenesis; central nervous system projection neuron axonogenesis; axon guidance.
GGCCGUGCCCGCGCGGCGGCGGCCCCAGCCCCAAGCCAGGGGGGCUCGGUUCGGUUCUGUUCGGUUCGGUUUUGUGCGGCUCGGUUCGGCUGUCUUCUGUUCGGUUCGGCUCAAGACCGGCUCCGCUCUCCGCCGCCUCCAUGGAGCGCCGGCCGCGCCGCCUCUGAUGCCCGGCCCGGCGCGCACCAUGGGGCCGCUGUGGCUCUGCUGGCUGCCCCUCGCCCUCCUGCCCCUGCUCGCCGCUGUAGAAGAGACACUGAUGGACUCCACGACAGCAACAGCAGAGCUGGGCUGGACAGUGCAUCCUCCCUCAGGGUGGGAAGAGGUGAGUGGGUACGAUGAGAACAUGAACACCAUUCGCACCUACCAGGUGUGCAACGUCUUUGAGUCCAGCCAGAACAACUGGCUCCGCACCAAGUACAUCCGCAGGAGAGGAGCUCACCGCAUCCACGUGGAGAUGAAAUUCUCCGUGCGGGACUGCAGCAGCAUCCCCAACGUCCCGGGUUCCUGUAAGGAAACUUUUAACCUCUACUAUUUCGAGUCGGACUUCGACUCGGCCACCAAAACUUUCCCGAACUGGAUGGAGAACCCUUGGAUGAAGGUGGACACGAUCGCCGCCGACGAGAGCUUCUCACAGGUGGACCUGGGUGGCCGGGUGAUGAAAAUCAACACCGAGGUGAGGAGUUUCGGGCCCGUCUCCAAGACGGGUUUCUACCUGGCCUUCCAGGACUACGGGGGCUGCAUGUCCCUCAUCGCCGUCCGCGUCUUCUACCGCAAGUGUCCCCGCGUCAUCCAGAACGGGGCCGUCUUCCAAGAAACCCUCUCGGGAGCCGAGAGCACCUCGCUGGUGGCAGCCCGGGGGACGUGCAUCAGCAACGCCGAGGAGGUGGAUGUCCCCAUCAAGCUCUACUGCAACGGGGACGGGGAGUGGUUGGUGCCCAUCGGCCGCUGCAUGUGCCGCCCGGGCUACGAGUCGGUGGAGAAUGGGACCCUCUGCAGAGGCUGUCCAUCAGGGACGUUCAAGGCCAGCCAAGGGGAUGAAGGAUGUGUCCACUGCCCCAUUAACAGCAGGACCACCUCGGAAGGGGCCACGAACUGCGUGUGCCGGAACGGAUAUUACCGGGCAGAUGCUGAUCCCAUUGACAUGCCAUGCACCACCAUCCCCUCUGCCCCCCAGGCUGUCAUCUCCAGUGUGAAUGAGACCUCUCUGAUGCUGGAGUGGAGCCCCCCCAGGGAUUCAGGGGGCCGGGAGGAUCUGGUCUACAACAUCAUCUGCAAGAGCUGCGGGUCGGGGCGCGGGGCCUGCACCCGCUGUGGGGACAACGUGCAGUUUGCCCCCCGCCAGCUGGGACUGACUGAGCCCCGAAUCUACAUCAGUGACCUCCUGGCACACACCCAGUACACCUUUGAGAUCCAGGCAGUCAAUGGUGUCACCGACCAGAGCCCCUUCUCCCCACAGUUUGCCUCGGUGAACAUCACCACCAACCAAGCCGCCCCUUCAGCUGUCUCCAUCAUGCACCAGGUCAGUCGCACCGUGGACAGCAUCACCCUCACGUGGUCCCAACCUGACCAACCCAACGGAGUCAUCCUGGAUUAUGAGCUGCAAUAUUAUGAGAAGGAACUGAGCGAGUUAAAUUCCACGACAGUGAAGAGCCCCACCAACACUGUGGCAGUGCAAAACCUCAAAGCUGGCACCAUCUACGUCUUCCAGGUGCGGGCACGUACUGUGGCUGGGUAUGGCCGCUAUAGUGGGAAGAUGUAUUUCCAGACCAUGACUGAAGCUGAAUACCAGACCAGUGUCCAGGAGAAGCUGCCCCUGAUCAUCGGCUCCUCGGCGGCAGGACUGGUGUUCCUCAUCGCUGUGGUCGUCAUCAGCAUCGUCUGCAACAGAAGACGUGGAUUUGAGCGCGCCGACUCCGAGUACACUGACAAGCUGCAGCACUACACCAGUGGGCACAUGACUCCAGGGAUGAAGAUUUACAUCGAUCCCUUCACUUACGAAGAUCCCAACGAGGCUGUCAGGGAGUUUGCAAAAGAAAUUGACAUCUCGUGUGUCAAAAUCGAGCAGGUGAUUGGGGCAGGGGAGUUUGGGGAGGUGUGCAGUGGACAUCUCAAGCUUCCUGGCAAAAGGGAGAUCUUUGUGGCCAUCAAGACCCUGAAGUCUGGGUACACGGAGAAGCAGAGGAGAGACUUCUUGAGUGAAGCCAGCAUCAUGGGGCAGUUUGAUCACCCCAACGUCAUCCACCUGGAGGGGGUGGUGACCAAGAGCUCACCAGUCAUGAUCAUCACUGAGUUCAUGGAGAACGGCUCGCUGGACUCCUUCUUGCGGCAAAACGAUGGGCAGUUCACAGUGAUCCAGCUGGUGGGAAUGCUGCGGGGCAUCGCUGCGGGCAUGAAGUACUUGGCUGACAUGAACUACGUGCACAGGGACCUGGCAGCCCGAAACAUCCUGGUCAACAGCAACCUGGUCUGCAAAGUCUCUGAUUUUGGCCUCUCCCGUUUUCUGGAGGAUGAUACAUCUGAUCCCACCUACACCAGUGCCCUGGGGGGGAAGAUCCCCAUCCGAUGGACAGCACCUGAGGCCAUUCAGUACCGAAAAUUCACCUCAGCCAGUGACGUCUGGAGCUAUGGAAUUGUCAUGUGGGAGGUGAUGUCCUACGGCGAGCGGCCCUACUGGGACAUGACCAACCAAGAUGUGAUAAAUGCCAUCGAGCAGGACUACAGGCUGCCACCACCCAUGGAUUGCCCAAAUGCCCUCCACCAGCUCAUGCUGGACUGCUGGCAGAAGGACCGAAACCACCGACCCAAAUUUGGGCAGAUUGUCAACACCUUAGAUAAAAUGAUCCGAAACCCAAACAGCCUGAAAGCCAUGGCACCUCUCUCUUCUGGGAUGAACCUCCCCCUGCUCGACCGCACAAUCCCGGAUUAUUCCACCUUCAACACUGUGGAGGAGUGGCUGGAUGCCAUCAAGAUGAGCCAGUACAAGGAGAGCUUUGCCAGUGCUGGCUUCACCACCUUUGAUGUAGUAUCUCAGAUGACUGUAGAGGACAUUCUACGAGUUGGGGUCACUUUAGCAGGACACCAGAAGAAAAUUCUGAACAGUAUCCAGGUGAUGAGAGCACAGAUGAACCAAAUCCAGUCUGUGGAGGUUUGAGUGAUGUGUCCUCCUCCUCCUCCUCUUCCUCCAGGCUCUGCUCCCCUUUGCCCCUGUGUGUCUGAGCUCCAGGUCUUGAGUGUUCUGCAUGGACCAGAGACAAGCAGCUGCUCUGAGGAUCAUGGCAAAAGGAAAAAAUGCCCUGGCAUUAAUACUGAGAAGUCACCCAGAGCUUCUAGAAUCAAAGCAAUGGAAAAAGGGAACGAAAAAGAACAACAACAACAAAGAAGCUACUGUUUUGGAAAAAAAAACCACAACAAACCCACAAAAAAACCCCAACAAAAAGAAACCUGUGAAAUGUUUUUAAAUAAUAAGCAAUUGCAUCCUUGAAAAGGGCUCCAAGGCCAAUGGGAGUCUCCAAAGGAAGAGAAAAUAGCAGGUUCAUCUCUUUCCUCUUGCACAAGGCUGCUGCAGCUGGGCCCAGACACCUCUGGAGCAAUGAGACUUUUUCAAGAAGAUGAAUGCAAGAAGAUGAAGAAUCAUCAAGAAGAUGAAUUCUCAAGGUGUGAUGAGAAGCACUUCCCUUUCUCAGGUGGGAUGGGGGCUCUGGGGAUGUCCUGGAGCCAACAGUCCUUCCAGAAAGCCCCUCUGAGCAAAUCAAAGGGGAGAGAGAGCUGAAGCUCUUUGGUGCUGUGGAACCAAGUGCAUCUCAGAAGCUGAUAUGGACUGCUUCAAAAGUUGAAGACUUUUUUUUU